Exaiptasia diaphana is the source of this 777-nucleotide messenger RNA. RefSeq lists its product as uncharacterized. The record is from RefSeq and is a predicted model, not a curated record. Bases 108 to 587 code for a protein of 159 amino acids. The transcript is spliced from 2 exons. Lineage: Eukaryota; Metazoa; Cnidaria; Anthozoa; Actiniaria; Aiptasiidae.
AUUGUGCGUGGUAAUAAAUAGCUAGCAUUCUUCGUCAUACCUUAGUCAAGACAGACAAGACGACGAAGAACCAACUACUGAUAAACCGUAUCGUGAUACGACUUGCAAUGGGUAGAGUACAGGUUUUAGUAUUUUCCAUCUACAUUGCAACCCUAGUUCUUCAUCUCUGUGAAACAGCAUCAACUAAAAGACCAUGUGGGGUUCUCCAUCUUAAACCACGAGUUCUCAUGAACAAGCUAGAAGAGGAAGAGUGGAUUGUAGUCAAUCGAAAUGUCCGAAAUCACCAUAACAGUAACAGCCGAGUUCCAAGAGUUACUCGAAGCACUAGCUUAAUAGAGCCAAUCAGCGUUAUCAAGAACGGCCAUUGUUCGUACAGCAUAACGUACGACAUCGAUCAAGACAGAAUACCGAAGUUUUUGCCAAAYGCGACGCUGAAUUGUAAGAGCUGUUCUCCUUUGUGUACAUCACAAACUGUUUCACAUCAUGUACUUGUAAGAGAUUGUCUCAAGCUUCGUAUGAGAUCAACAAGAGCAGACAUAUGGAGAACGUCGACUGUAUCUUUACCGUUUGCUUUUACACCUAAUUGAAGAAACGUCGUCGGGUCCAAAAAGGUCAAAUCAUAGAAGCUAAGACCGAAAGGGUACUUGGGAGCGCAUAUUUUUGUUAAAUUGGAAGGUUCCUCUUAAAGUAGGAGAUGCAUUAGUUUUGUCGGAAUUUCUGGAUAGCACCAGAGAUAAAAUUACUUUUAAGUAAAACGAUGAAUUUUCUUAUUAUUUU